This is a messenger RNA of Pseudophryne corroboree (corroboree frog), 7944 nucleotides long. It is a transcript of the gene CLCN4, whose product is annotated as chloride voltage-gated channel 4. Gene Ontology annotation, biological process: transmembrane transport; chloride transport. Gene Ontology annotation, cellular component: Golgi apparatus; early endosome; plasma membrane. Gene Ontology annotation, molecular function: voltage-gated chloride channel activity. The transcript has 14 exons. The record is from RefSeq and is a predicted model, not a curated record. The coding region runs from base 320 to 2653 and encodes 777 amino acids. Lineage: Eukaryota; Metazoa; Chordata; Amphibia; Anura; Myobatrachidae.
CUCUGUGUGACAUCAUUGUAUCAGUAGCUUUACAACCUGGAAGAGUGAUGCUGUGUGUAUCUAUGGGCCUGAGUUGAGGGAUGUUGCAUUGCAGAUAACUCUUAAAUGUGAGCUUUGUUUCCACGGAUUCUGCAGCUCGCUGAGCCUGGAUUAUAACUGUGUCUUCCUCACCUCCGCCAGAAUGGUGGCUUUGUAUUGUUAAUACACUAAAGAAAGAGACACUAUCAACAAAGCUUAGCAACAAAGGAGUGCUUGCAGUGCUCACAGCCUAGAUAGUUCAUUCAGAGAACAUUGGGGUGAUCUCACAAGGGUCUUCCAGAUGCAGUUUAAUGCUGCUGCUGCAAUGCAAGCAGUGCAUGAUGAGGCCAACAUGGUUAAUACAGGAGAGAUAAAUGGUUCCAGCAACCUUAUGGAUUUCCUUGAUGAGCCUGUUCCAGAUGUUGGGACAUAUGAGGAUUUCCACACCAUUGACUGGUUAAGGGAGAAGUCACGGGAUACUGACAGACAUAGAAAGAUCACAAGCAAGAGCAAAGAAUCCGUGUGGGAAUUUAUCAAAGGACUUCUAGAUGCCUGGUCAGGAUGGGUUGUCAUGCUUCUUAUUGGACUCCUGGCAGGUACCUUAGCAGGUGUUAUAGACUUGGCUGUGGACUGGAUGACUGACCUGAAAGAGGGAAUAUGUCGUAAAGGGUUCUGGUACAGUCAUGAACAGUGCUGCUGGACUUCCAAUGAAACCACCUUUGAUGACCGGGACAAGUGUCCUCAGUGGCAAACAUGGUCAGAACUGAUGAUUACUCAGGCAGAGGGUGCCAGCGCAUACAUUUUAAAUUACUUCCUUUACAUUAUGUGGGCUCUGACAUUUUCCUUCCUGGCUGUUUCCUUGGUUAGAGUAUUUGCUCCCUAUGCUUGUGGCUCUGGAAUUCCUGAGAUAAAAACCAUCCUCAGUGGUUUCAUAAUCAGAGGUUACCUAGGAAAAUGGACACUGUUAAUAAAAACAGUGACAUUGGUGCUCGUGGUGUCUUCAGGCCUGAGUCUCGGCAAAGAGGGUCCCUCGGUGCACGUCGCAUGUUGCUGCGGCAAUUUAUUCAGCAGCCUGUUCUCCAAGUACAGCAAGAAUGAAGGAAAGAGGAGGGAAGUGCUAUCAGCUGCAGCUGCUGUAGGGGUCUCUGUUGCUUUUGGCGCUCCUAUUGGCGGUGUACUUUUCAGCCUGGAAGAGGUCAGUUACUAUUUUCCUCUCAAAACCCUGUGGCGUUCAUUUUUUGCUGCCCUUGUUGCUGCCUUUACUCUGAGAUCUAUUAACCCGUUUGGAAACAGUCGUCUGGUUCUGUUUUAUGUAGAGUAUCACACUCCUUGGUACAUGGCUGAACUAUUUCCAUUCAUCCUCCUUGGUGUCUUUGGAGGGCUUUGGGGAACCCUCUUCAUCCGAUGCAACAUUGCUUGGUGCCGCAGGCGUAAGACCACCAGCCUUGGCAAGUACCCAGUACUGGAAGUCAUUGCCAUCACAGCCAUCACAGCCAUUAUAGCUUAUCCAAACCCGUACACGCGAAGGAGCACAAGUGAGCUUAUCUCAGAGCUUUUCAACGACUGUGGAGCUCUGGAGUCUUCUCAGCUCUGUGAUUACAUCAAUGAUAGCAACAUGACCAGACCUGUGGACGACAUUCCUGAUCGGCCGGCAGGCCCAGGAGUCUAUACAGCCAUGUGGCAAUUGGCAUUAGCUCUUGUUUUUAAAAUAAUUAUUACUAUAUUUACAUUUGGUAUGAAGAUCCCAUCUGGCUUAUUCAUUCCUAGUAUAGCAGUUGGCGCUAUUGCUGGUCGUAUAGUUGGAGUUGGAGUAGAACAACUGGCUUAUCACCACCAUGACUGGAUCAUCUUCAGCAGCUGGUGUAGACCUGGGGCAGAUUGUGUUACCCCAGGGCUGUACGCCAUGGUGGGAGCUGCAGCUUGCCUAGGUGGUGUUACUAGGAUGACUGUUUCCUUGGUUGUUAUCAUGUUUGAGUUGACGGGUGGACUAGAGUACAUUGUACCACUGAUGGCAGCUGCAGUAACAAGUAAAUGGGUAGCUGAUGCAUUUGGAAAAGAAGGAAUAUAUGAAGCACACAUCCAUUUAAAUGGCUACCCAUUUCUUGAUGUAAAGGAUGAGUUCACCCACAGAACACUGGCAACGGACGUCAUGAGGCCACGGCGUGGCGAGCCACCUCUCUCUGUUCUUACACAGGACAACAUGACAGUAGAAGAUGUGGAGACUCUAAUCAAAGACACAGAUUAUAAUGGUUUCCCUGUUGUGGUAUCCAGAGACUCAGAACGUCUAAUUGGCUUUGCCCAAAGGAGAGAACUUAUCAUUGCCAUAAAAAAUGCCAGACAGAGACAAGAUGGGGUGGUGAGCAACUCAAUAGUAUAUUUCACAGAAGAUCCCCCAGAACUUCCAGCUAACAGCCCUCAUCCUCUGAAACUGAGACGCAUACUUAACCUGAGCCCCUUCACAGUCACUGACCACACACCAAUGGAGACAGUGGUGGACAUCUUUAGAAAACUCGGACUCAGGCAAUGUCUUGUCACUCGGAGUGGGAGGCUUCUGGGUAUUAUAACGAAAAAGGAUGUUUUAAGGCACAUGGCUCAGAUGGCUAAUCAAGACCCGGAAUCAAUCAUGUUCAACUAGACUGUAGAAUGUGUAUGUAGGACACACCGUGCACAAUCCCCUGUUAAAAUCGGAGCAUUUCUCCAUUUUUUUUUACAAGUCUGAAGAGCAAGAGCUGAAACCUUACUGAGGCUCACAUGGAAGAAAUGUUUGUUUCACUUGCCGAAUUGUCAUUGGGUCACAAGGAAAUGUAUAUAGACUGACAGUACCAUUGGAUCCUUGCAUAAAAGAGUGCUGAGAAGUCUUCAUUAGAACUCACUGAUAGCUGCACGUCACCCAGAGAGUUCAUACUAACUUUUAGUGAAUACUUGCAUGUAUGUGAGUGGGUGUGACAUGCUCACUUACUAAUGUUCUGACCAUCUCACUCUCACAAAAGUAUUUUUUUUAUUAUGGAAAACAUUAGAACAAACAUAACUCUUUAUGUUAGUUUUGCAUUUGAAGGUUUUGCAGACUACAAGACAUUAAUUAACGGAUAAUUUGCCAUGUAAAUUUUCUCCAAAUCCUUCCCAUGUCCCAAAUAGUAAUACUAUACAAGCUUUUUUCCUGUAACCCACAUAUUGUGGAUGGCUUAAGUGGCUCAGUUCUCACCCCAAGUGGUCUUUUGUUGAGGUAGCACCAUCUGAAGAAGUUGGGAAACAGCAUCGUAUCAGGGCGGCAGUGCUCCCUGUUUCAGCCUCGCCGCUAUACCUGUGAUGUCAUAAUGCCACGCCCAGGGAGUGAGACACCAUAUGUGGGAAGUGCAGUUCUGCCCAAAGUGUCCUAAGGAUGCCCCAGACAGCUCCACAGGCUGCAAGGUGCCAACCUGGAGCAUUCAUUGGACACUCCAGACUGGCAGCAGGGUGCCGUUCCCAACACUGUACAAGCCACAUGCAGGUGCCGUGGGACAGCUAAAAAACAUUCUAGAAUAUUUGACAGUUUAAAUUAUUAAUACAACAUAAGGUGUACAAUGGAAAUGGAUUUCCCAUUCAACAUGCAGUCAGAUACAAAUCUGAUCAGUCUAGAGCUGAUUAGGUUGAUGAAAGAUAUUGUCUGAUUUGUGCUGCUUGCAUAAGAUUUUAAAAUAAGUUUCCAUAUGUUUUAACAUUGCAUUUGUAGCUGGAAACUACUGUAAUCAAACAAAUUUCGUUUUAGAAAUAUAUAUUUAUUAAUGAGGUUAAUGAAAAGUUCAAUAAUAGAUAAUAAUAUUAUUAAUAAAUUAUUAACAAAGAAGAAAUGGAAAUAAAAUUACUGAGCCAUACAGCAUAGUUUGCCUCCUUUAAACAACAACAAUAAUAAUAAUGUAUAUUUAUCGUUCUUCUGGAAACUACUUGCAGAUAAUGCAUCAUAUGUUGUAUGAUGUGUAUAAAUGUGUAUAGGUUGGAGAAUAAAUAUAAGAGAUGAUUAAUCUUAAUACAUAAUGUAAAGUAUCUUCACCUUUUCGUUAAAUGUCGUGACUUUAAUUAUCAUUUGUUUUAUUGACUAUAGUUCUUACUGUUAUUUGCCUAAACUACAGUAAUGAAUAUUAAGCUGCUGUAUCUGAUUGAGUGCUUAUAUUACUUUUCGGCGGCCGUGUGCUGGAAAAUACUAUGCUUAGUCAAUACAGAAGUAGAUUGAUAAUGGGGAAACAGAUGAUGUCAUCAUUGUGUGGAGUGAUAGAUCGAGAGAAGGAAAAGCACACAAUAUGUGAGACCCACAUUAAAUUGAAAGAAAUGUUAAAUCAAUUAUUUCUGUAUUAUACAAUGACUUUAAAGUUGGAGGACACAUACAUUCAGAGGCAGAUUUAGACCUCAUGGGGCCCAAAUCAAGACACCAAUUCCCCCACCCCAACCAUCUGCCGCUGACGACACCCCCCUUCCCCCCCCCCCAACUAUCCGCCACCCCCGCAACAAAUCCCCUCCAUCCCUUCCCUACCUGCAGUACUUGGGUUUUUAUUUACAAGGAGCACAGUGGCACCAGCUACACUCAGCAGCCCCCCAGGAGCAGAGCACCACCCUCUUUUAACCUAAAGCUGCACAUAGCAAAUACCCUGCAGAGGUGAGAUGGGACACUAGUCAGUGAAUGCACGGGAAUCAGGUGCAUCAUUAUACACUGCAGCAGCAGCACACAGUGUCAGGGUGGCAAACACACAGGGGUGCAGGUGCUCAGUGCCCCGACACCCCUCCUCUCUGCUAGCCCCUGUACAUGACUGUGGCACACACAGGGUUACCGGAUACUGUGCCCUGUAUUCAUACCUUCUUCUGUGCACCCAAAAGUGAUCACUAACUCCACUUCUGGCUCUCAUACUUGCGACAGCUCCAUCUCCUGCUCACUGAUCAGUCAUCCAGAGCAAAGCGAUGAUGGUGCCCCUCCGCAUUCCUAAUUCCUGUGUGGUCCAACACACACUGGCAUGGUGUUACGGUUGAAGCUAGAUCCAAGUGGGCUGAGGGACCUUUUCCGUCAGGGGGAGGAUUCACAACACAAGGGGGAGGAGCUCGGCCAGCGGGAUAGUUCCUCUACUAUCCACGCCACCAACUAUUACCUUUAGUAAUCAGCCCGAAGCGUGGCGAGCGAAGCGAGCCAGUGAGGGUACUUUUCGGGUACCCUGUUCAGCCGUAGCGCCUUCCCCUGGUGACGUGUCUCCUCCCCUAGGUACGUCAGAAGGUCUCUUCUCCCACUUCGAUAUAGAAUCAACCAUGGUGUUACGGCGGCUUCCCGAUGGUGCGCGACUUCUGGGUUCUCUGAAAACGCAAGAGCCUCCUUCUUCAGUGCAUUUAAUUAAACAGCUCUGUCAGCAGCCUUGGUCCCCAGGGACCCGCCAGGCCCUAAGCAACCACUUAGUUGCAUAGUGGUAAAUCCACUACUGCAUACAUUUUAUACCCCUACAGUCCUGAGAAUUAAGUUUAGUGGUCAAUUUUUGGAUAGCUGAAUUACUUGGGAAUUAAAUGGAAAGAAAAAGUGUAUUUUUUCCCUUUGUUUUAAGUGAUACUAUUGUGGGGGGAAUUCAAUUAGCCGUGGUACUUUACAGCAACUAAUUGACCACGACAGAGGUUAUUCUAUUCUCCCUUAAGCCAGCAGACAUCAGGGAUCUUUUUACACCUACCUGAAGCAGUCAACAAAUAUUCCUCAAUAAUCAGCCCAAGUAGCCCCGGCAGUGAAAACACAUGUGUUUUCGUCAGAAAAUGUAAAAAAAUUUGGGAGGAAAUAAAGGGAUUUAAUUUAAAAGCCCAGAGCGAAACAUUGAGCAAAAACACUUUAAAAGAAAAAAAAAAAAUACUCCCUAUAAGUUUUGCGAAGCCCUUAUCAUUUUCUUCUGAAUAUGUUCAGAAAUGCAACCUUAGAUCAGGGCCGGAUCUAGACGUUGCGGCGCCCCAGGCAAAAAAUAGGGGUGUGGCUUCAUGGAGAAGGGGCGUGGUCAGUUAUGCCCCCUGUAGCUGUGCCCACAGUAGUAUUGCCCCCAGUACUGUGCCCCCAGUAGUAUUACCUCCAGUACUGUGCCCCAGUAGUAUUGCCCCCAGUAGUAUUACCCGCAGUACUGUGCCCCCUGUAGAGUAGAAAAUAACACAAUAAAAAUAAAUUAAUACUUACAAUCCCCGCUCCUGCUUCCCGACUGCUGCUGCCCUCCAUCUCCGGCUGCCGGCGCCACUCCUCGGAUCUAUGGGAGAGACAUCAUGACGUCUCUCCCAUAGCACCGCAUAGACACUAGAGGUCAAUUAUGACCUCUAGCAUCUGUGUGCCGCUCCCACAAUGCAGUGCUGUGCACGAUGACUUCAUCGCGCACCGCACAGCACCGGGCAUCUAAACAGCACCGGGCGGCACCAGUAGCAGAUCUUGCCAUGGCAGUGGCGCCCUCCGGACGGCGACGGCGCCCUGCAGAAGACGGCACCCUGGCCAAAAAUCCUGCUUGCCGUAGCAAGAUCCGCUACUGCCUUAGAUGUCAAUAAUUUGUUUUGGAACACAAACAAGCCCUCUUGCCAUCAGAUUCACAGGUUAAAUCCAAAGUAUCCAGCAGGUAAGUGUCCGCAUAAAGUAGGUUUCAAGACACAUUUUGCCUGUCUAUGUGUUUCAUCUGUCUCUCCAUUUCUCCUUACAGGACUGCUUCAACUCAUGGAUGUUGGUGGGCUAUUUGUAGACUUAUAUACGUUAAUGGUCAUUCCAGAAUUGAUUGAUCCAUCAAUGAUGGUGAACUGUCCAGGCCUGUGGCAGCAAAACAACCCCAAACUAUGGAACUGUUACCACCAGUGGUGCAAAUGAAAAGUUUUGGGCCCCCAUAGCAAAAUUUCAAAGUGGUUGCUGCCCAAAUGCUUCUAGAGAUACCGCUCUUCAUAGCUGAUAAUUUUAUACCUUAUACUAGAAACCCAGUUUGGCACUAAUUAAUGACACAUUGUCAUGUCCAUAGUUGAGAUUGGCAUGCUCUGCUUAUAGUGCUUCUCAGAGAAAGCUGGCAAUGGAGGUGGGGGGGGGGUGGGGAGCACACUAACCAUUCAGCUGGUGGCUCCUCCAUCUGGUGCAGAUGUGAAUUUAGGGAACACUGGACCUUUCGCAAUAACAGCCCCAUGUUUCGUGGUUGAGAUUUGAAUUUUGAUUUCUCCAAACAUGACAUUUCCUAUUUAAGGCAAAAAGUUCUAUUUUAGAGUCAUUCAUCCACAUAACAUUUUUACAGUAGUCUUCUGGCUCAUCCAAGUGGUCUGUAACAAUUUUAAAAUGAGCAGCAAUGUUCUUGUUGGAGAAUAGCGGCUUGAUCCUUGCUUUUCUUGACACACCAUUGUAGUUCACUGUUUGGUUGAUGGCGGACUCAUCAAAACUGACACUAGCCAGUGAAAAGUGAGACUUUCAGAUCCUCUGUUGUUAUCCUGGGGUUCUUUGAGAUCUCCCGGAAUGUUACAAGACUUACUCUCAGUGGUAGAUUUACUAAUUGUCAGAUUGUCAAAGCCACGGAUGAUGGCCAGAUUUGGCCGAUGGUUAUAAAAUGAUAAAGAAGCGGAUGGAUAGAAAAUCUACCCCUUGGAAUGAUUUUUGAUGGACAACCAUUCCUGGUAAGAGUAACGAUGUAAUGCAUUGUCUCCAUUUGUUCACUAUCUGUCUGACAGUGUACAAAUCCUAAAGGUUCACAUAUGUUUUCUGACAAAUUAAAUUUUGGAUCUGUUUGGUUAAUAAUUGAAUGAAAUAAUAAAAUCUUUGGUAUGUUCUCUAUUUUUAGAAUUUAAAAGAAGAUCUGAACUCACUUAAGGUCAUGUUUUUGCAGAAAUUCAGUAGAUGUUAGUGUCCACAAAGUUUCUAGCACCACUGUAAUUCAUUGUAUUUAAGAUAAAUAGAUUUUUUCCCGACUGUGCUUUUAAAGUAAAACCCUGUUUAUG